Molecule: messenger RNA, 708 nt
Organism: Mercenaria mercenaria
Lineage: Eukaryota; Metazoa; Mollusca; Bivalvia; Venerida; Veneridae
Product: tigger transposable element-derived protein 4-like
Exons: 2
Coding region: 1-708 (235 amino acids)
Cellular component (GO): nucleus
Molecular function (GO): DNA binding
Source: RefSeq, a predicted model, not a curated record
AUGUCGAAACGGAACUUUCUUACGUUAGAAAAACGCGUGGAAGUUAUAAGACUUAGUGAAAGUGAGGAAAAGAUCAAACCGUUGGUUAUCGGGAAGUCGAAAAAUCCAAGGUGUUUCAGUGGUAUCAAACAGGAUCGUCUGCCGGUAAUGUACAAAUCUAACAAGAAAGCCUGGAUGACUGGCGAAAUCUUUGAAGAAUGGCUACACUGGUUUGACAGACAAAUGAAAGGUAGAAAAGUGCUUCUUUUUGUGGACAAUGCACCAUCCCAUCCUCAGGUUAAUCUCAAAAAUGUCAAUGUUAAGUUCUUACCACCAAAUACAACAUCUCUAUGCCAACCAAUGGACCAAGGAAUAAUUCAGGCAAUGAAACUCAAGUACAGGAAGAAACAACUACAGUACGUGAUCAGUCAAAUGGAACUUAAGCAGGGAAAAAGUGGAUUUGAUCUGUUGAAAGAUAUAAGUGUGCUGGAUGCAAUUUACUGGGUUGCACGUGCAUUUAAAGAAGUUGAAAUAAGCACCAUUGUUAAGUGUUUCGCGAAGUGUGGAUUUCAGUUAAACAGUGUUGAAAGUGAAAGUGAAUGCACAGUGUUGAACGAUUCAGAGAGUGAUGAAGAGGAGGAUGAUAACUAUUCAAUAGCGCUGGAAAUGAAAAUCUUCUUGGUACAUUUGUUGAUGCCGAGGGCAUUAUCACAAGCCAAAAACUUGUAG